Messenger RNA from Anthostomella pinea, 636 nucleotides. The record is from the annotation of a GenBank genome assembly. Lineage: Eukaryota; Fungi; Ascomycota; Sordariomycetes; Xylariales; Xylariaceae.
AUGUCGUCAGGCUUCCAACCCAUCAACGCUACCUCCUCAGACAUCGGGAUGCCCGACACCGCUGAGCGCGCCGACGUGUGCUCGAUUAAUUUUCUUAUGAAUGACGUGUGCUGCAUGUCGCGCUGUUCGAGACCUUCUGCUGAAGGCUUCCCGACGUGCGAGCAACACAUGGAAGCUGAAGCAACGAAGUGGGAGCAGCUCACUGCCGAGCCCUCGAUCCCGGAGGAGGCGUCUGGUAACGCCACCGAAAUGGAUACUGAAGAAGCCAUUGUCACCCAUUGCACAGCUCCGGCCAGUACUGAUCUCGCCCAACAGGAUUUGGGCAGCGAUAAAUGCUUAUACCACAUGCACCUGGAAGAUCCACGAAGGCCCCGUCACAACAAACUCAGCAAGGCAGCCGAGGACCGACUGAGACAAGCGAAGGGUGAGAAGCCCAAAAAGCGGUGUAAUCGCACUCCUCGAUUCUGCACCACGAAGGAUUGUCCCCUACCUCCUGCUACCGGAGGCAGGCGCUGCGAGCGUCACAAUGCAGAGGCCACUGUGCGAAACAAGGCUCUCGUCAAAUUAAUGGAAGGAGAAAGGAUUGUGCUACUACUGCGGAAAGCGUCCGGCCGAAGGCGGCGUCGGGUGUUGUAG